This is a messenger RNA of Notechis scutatus (mainland tiger snake), 950 nucleotides long. The record is from RefSeq and is a predicted model, not a curated record. NCBI's taxonomy places the organism in Eukaryota, Metazoa, Chordata, Lepidosauria, Squamata, Elapidae.
ACCUGAUAUUCAAAGAGAUCUCAGAUCUCUGAAGAGGCUCAUGAAAGUCAGAGGAGAUCCGGCCACACAGGAUUGUGGGUUUUUCUUCCUCCCCCUUCGAGCACAGCAGCGUUUGUGAGUUUGUGGCACGGGACAUGAAGCGGAGUUUGGGGUUGAUUUCACUGGCUGUGUCUCUCUGGUCCUCCCUGGGAUGGGGGCUAUCGUGUUCGAACAAGGAAUAUCUCCUCCCAAAUGGGAAAUGCUGCAAAUAUUGUCCACCAGGAGAAGAACUGGUGAAACGCUGCACGGUGGCAUCCCCGACCAAGUGCGAGCCUUGCGAUGAGAAUUACUACAACGACGUCUAUACCUACUCGCGGUGUAAACCUUGCACCGACUGUAACACUGACCGAGGCCUCGAGGAGAUAAGACCAUGCCAGAGGACUUCAAACACUGUCUGCACCUGUCUUCCUGGCCAUGCUCCCGAAGAAAGCCAACUUGAGGAGAAAAGAUGCAAACCCUGUCCUAGAGGGUAUUUUUCCAAAGGAGGGAACAUGAAAUGUCGCCCUUGGACCAAUUGCACAGCCAGCGGCAGCAAAACCCUACGGCCCGGGAAGCAGGAUGAGGAUGCGAUUUGUGACACACCAUCCAGCAAGGUUCCCACCCAGGGCACCAUCACGCAACCCACUCCCUUUCCAAAGACCCCUGUCCUCACCAUGGAGCUGGAUUCCUCUCCGACGGUUGUGCCUACAAAUCCAGGAUUUGUAUGGAUUCUGAUCACCUUUGUCCUCCUGCUGACCGUAGCUGGGGCCUUGGUCCUCCUGUUCUCUUAUCGCAGGACGAAGAAAAAGAAACUGGACAUUUUGUGCAACGGGAUUUAUGCCAUCCCUUGCAAGGUUUCAGAAGAGAACGAUUUUCGAAUGCCAAUCCAAGAACAAGAAGUCGGGGAUAAAUCCGAAUUUGUUCAGGGCUGA